CAGCGGGACUGGCCACUGCCUGGGGCGCGGGCACGUGUCGGGGGCAACCCCAGCUGGGGGUGGGGAGACGAGGCCGGCCCCUCCCCGGGCACCUGGCGCGGCGGUCGGGACCCUGGGCCCCAGGUGCGCUUUGCUCCGUGAGGGAUUUUCCGGUCCCGUGGGCAAAGGGACAACCAGGAACUCAAGCUCAGUCUCCACCCCGAAGUGGGGCGGAUCCGCCCAGGAUAAGACCCGCUGUCCGGCCCGACCAGGGUGUGACCUCCGCGGCCGCAGAGGACGAGCCCCAGCCCGGUCUCGGCACGAGAGAGGAACAUUUGCUGGGGUGACUGAACUCCGAUCUCGACACAGAGUCAUGGCCAUGGCCACCAAGGGAGGUACCGUGAAAGCUGCCUCAGGAUUCAACGCUGCCGAAGAUGCCCAGAGCCUGAGGAAGGCCAUGAAAGGGCUCGGCACCGAUGAAGAUGCCAUUAUCAGAGUCCUUGCCUACCGCAACACCGCCCAGCGCCAGGAAAUCAGGACGGCCUACAAGAGCACCAUUGGCAGGGACCUGAUAGACGACCUGAAGUCAGAACUGAGUGGCAACUUCGAGCAGACGAUAGUGGCGCUGAUGAUGCCCACGGUGCUGUACGACGUGCAGGAGCUGCACAGGGCCAUGAAGGGAGCCGGCACAGAUGAGGGCUGCCUGAUCGAGAUCCUGGCCUCCCGGACCCCUGAGGAGAUCCGGCGCAUAAACCAGAUCUACCAGCAGAAAUAUGGACGGAGCCUUGAAGAUGACAUUUGCUCUGACACGUCGUUCAUGUUCCAGCGAGUGCUGGUGUCUCUGUCAGCUGGUGGUAGGGAUGAAGGAAAUCAGCUGGAUGAUGCUCUCAUGAGGCAGGAUGCCCAGGACUUGUAUGAGGCUGGAGAGAAGAAAUGGGGGACAGAUGAGGUGAAAUUUCUAACUGUUCUCUGUUCCCGGAAUCGAAAUCAUCUGUUGCAUGGUAAGGCACUUACCUCACUUCCCAAAGAAACUAUUCGAAAGACAGUGAAAACUUCUUAUCUGUAAUCUUUUCAUUUCUUUUUUUUCUCUACAGUAAAGUGUAUGAGGAACAAACAUGCAUAUUUUGCUGAAAGGCUUUAUAAAUCAAUGAAGGGUUUGGGCACGGAUGAUAACACCCUCAUCCGCGUGAUGGUUUCUCGAGCAGAGAUUGACAUGAUGGACAUCCGGGCACAGUUCAAGAGGCUCUAUGGAAAGUCUCUGUACUCUUUCAUCAAGACAUUUAAACCUUUGCCAGGAUAG
Messenger RNA from Propithecus coquereli (Coquerel's sifaka), 1279 nucleotides. RefSeq names its product annexin A4 (gene ANXA4). The record is from RefSeq and is a predicted model, not a curated record. Gene Ontology annotation, cellular component: cytoplasm. Gene Ontology annotation, molecular function: calcium-dependent phospholipid binding; calcium ion binding. Lineage: Eukaryota; Metazoa; Chordata; Mammalia; Primates; Indriidae. The transcript is spliced from 12 exons.